AUGAGUAACGCAGAAGAUAACCAGCCAACUAAUUCAAAUACCGAAGGUGGGAAGCUUACAGGCUCUACAAAGGUAUAUUUAAGGGGAGGAGGCAAAGUUAAAGAAAUGACUUUAGAUCAAUUACGCAGACCACAUACUGUCAUUCACAGAGUUCCUCACCAACCUGCUCCAGAAGAUAAUAAUGCAAGUGGCCUACUUAAUACUGGAGAUCACAGACCUAACAUAGAUAAUAAUACAACAAAUGAUACAAACUCAACUAACGCUAGUAAGUAA
This is a messenger RNA of Henningerozyma blattae CBS 6284, 273 nucleotides long. RefSeq lists its product as uncharacterized. Bases 1 to 273 code for a protein of 90 amino acids. Lineage: Eukaryota; Fungi; Ascomycota; Saccharomycetes; Saccharomycetales; Saccharomycetaceae. The transcript has a single exon. The record is from RefSeq and is a predicted model, not a curated record.